UUGCGUUUAGUUAUUCGAAAAGCUGGUUGUAAGACAAGUAUACGGUAGUGUUCAUUUAUUUUGAUUUAUCGUAACUAAAAUAUUUUGUGUUUCCACAUCAGUUUUCAAUAGCUUGCCAUCAGUUGGUUCACGCGGUUCGAAAGUGCUAGUGUCAUAUCGAUUUAGGUGCAGUUAUCAGUUGAAGGUAACUUCACAUCUGCUGCAUCUGAAAACUAGUGUCGUGUCAAUUGAAAUUUGUGUUUUGAGAGCAUAUAACAGCAAUUAGUGUUAUGGAUCAUCGACUGAUUAGCGUUAUCAAGCUCGGCUUCGGGUUCAUGUUUUUGUUUACCGCCUUUCAAACGAUGGGUAACAUAGAGCAAACGGUCAUCAAUAGUAUCAAGCAUGACGAUCGUACAUAUGAAGGAGACGGAUACACUAGUUUGGCGGUUAUUUAUGCAACACUGUCGAUAUCAAACUGGCUGACUCCACCAGUGAUAUUAAAAAUCGGAGAAAAAAUCGCAAUGCUUUUAGGAGCAGUAACCUAUUGUUUCUUCAUUCUAACGUUUAUUUGGCCGGUUACAUGGUUACUUUACGCUGCCAGCGCUAUAGUUGGAUCGGGAGCUGCAUUUAUUUGGACUGGACAAGGAAUGUACCUUUCAAAAUGCAGCGAUGACACAACAAUUUCUAGAAACUCUGGAAUCUUUUGGGCUUUGCUACAAAUGAGCAUGUUUUUUGGAAACUUAUUGGUGUUCUUCUUGUUCCAAGGAAAGUCUCACAUUGACGGUGAAACGAGAAGUCUGGUUUUUUUGAUUUUGACUGGUGUUGCCGUCAUUGGAAUCGGAAUUUUAUGCUCUUUGAAGCCUUCUGAUUCUUCUUCAAAACCAAUGGACGAGGAAAUACCGGAAAUUCAAUAUAGUUUUAGACAAGCUUUCAAUAGUGCAGUAAAUCUCUUUAUGACAAAACGGAUGCUUAUGUUGAGUGUUUCCUUUGUGUACACAGGAUUGGCAUUAUCUUUCUUCAGUGGAGUUUAUGGAGCCAGUAUUGGAUUUACUAGUGCAAUUGGAAAGCAGGCUAAACAGCUCGUUGGCCUCAAUGGUGUUUUUUUAGGGAUAGGAGAGGUACUAGGUGGAGUACUGUUCGGUUUACUGGGAAAACGAACGUCGAAAUGGGGCCGUGAUCCAAUAAUUGCCGCUGGGUUCAUAAUACAUAUGGUUUGCUUCCUACUUAUUUUGAUGAACAUUCCAGAUAUUGCACCCUUCGGUGACACAGAAGAUGUUGCUUAUUUUAAUCCACCUUCGGCAAAUAUUGCCAUUUUAUGUUCAUUCUUGCUUGGAUUUGGUGAUGCCUGCUACAACACCCAGAUAUAUUCAAUUCUGGGAGGUGUUUUUGCAAAAAAAUCUGCAGAAGCGUUUUCCAUAUUUAAGUUUACUCAGUCCAUCGCGUCGACUGUUAGCUUCGUAUACUCAUCACAUUUUGGACUUCGAACUCAGUUAGCUAUACUUUCUGUAUCUAGUAUAGCAGGAACCAUCUGUUUCUGUUUAGUCGAAUGGUCUAUAAAACGAUCUCGUGCAGUGGUGAGAAAUGAUACAGCUUACAAUCAAUGAACAGUAUGAGAUGAUGACGAUUAUAAUUAUUGUUACUUGAUGAAACUUUGAGUUUACACAUCAUUAAAGGCAAUUAAAGUUAAAAAAAAAACAACAUAAGUGAU
Messenger RNA from Malaya genurostris, 1687 nucleotides. Its product is annotated as UNC93-like protein MFSD11. Bases 270 to 1583 code for a protein of 437 amino acids. Lineage: Eukaryota; Metazoa; Arthropoda; Insecta; Diptera; Culicidae. The record is from RefSeq and is a predicted model, not a curated record. The transcript has 7 exons.